AGCGCAUGAUCGGCUGCGGCGCAGGCGCGGGCUUGACAGCGGAGAAACAUGGCGGCCCCGACGCUUACUGCGAGGUUGUAUUCCCUGCUGUUCCGCAGGACCUCCACCUUCGCUCUCACGAUCGCCGUGGGCGCCUUAUUCUUCGAGCGCGCCUUCGAUCAAGGCGCGGACGCGAUCUACGAACACAUCAACCAGGGGGUGAGGGACUGGGCCAUCCCUGACCUUGGGCCUGCCUGAGGGGUGACAGUGGGAGUGGAGAAGCUGUGGAAACACAUCAAGCACAAGUAUGAGAAUAAGGAAUAGUUCCUCAGAGACCCCACCCCAAGCUGAAAGGACCAGGUCCACCCAGAACCAGGGCGUCAGCUGAAGAUGAUGCUCAGAUUACUCAUCAUUGACCACCUGUAGCUGUUGGCAAGAAGUGGCUUCACCUGACAGACUCUUUAACUUCUGCUGUGUUUGAAGUCUGUUUAGUCAGAGUCAUCAGCAAAUAAAUGGAAAUUGUCCUCAA
Molecule: messenger RNA, 508 nt
Organism: Lutra lutra (Eurasian river otter)
Lineage: Eukaryota; Metazoa; Chordata; Mammalia; Carnivora; Mustelidae
Product: cytochrome b-c1 complex subunit 9
Exons: 2
Coding region: 49-237 (62 amino acids)
Biological process (GO): mitochondrial electron transport, ubiquinol to cytochrome c
Source: RefSeq, a predicted model, not a curated record